Sordaria macrospora k-hell is the source of this 1176-nucleotide messenger RNA. The record is from the annotation of a RefSeq genome assembly. NCBI's taxonomy places the organism in Eukaryota, Fungi, Ascomycota, Sordariomycetes, Sordariales, Sordariaceae.
CAGCCGAUCACGUCGGUCUUGCAGGAAAAGCACUUCUCACACUCUGAGGGAAGCAGCUUCCUCUUGUCCAAAGAAAGGCUCUGCAGUAUUUCGACCCCUCGAUGGAACGAUGAGUUUAUCAACCAACUGAAGGAAGCAAGGAAAUCAGACUCCGCCUACCUCGAACAGCUCAACAGGGACGAACCUGAUAAGGACUACGAGAAGCUUGACGACCUCCUGUAUCGAAAGAAUCGCCUUUGGAUCCCCGAGGCCCUGCAAACAACGGUCAUCUCCUCGGAGCACGAUACCAAGGCCGCAGGCCACAUGGGAAUGGAUAAGACCAUGGAACUGAUCACCAGAAACUUUUGGUGGCCGAAGAUGGAAGAAUCGGUCCGCGAGUACGUCCGAGGCUGUCAUGAAUGCCAACAGAACAAACCUCCCAGGCACUCCCCUCACGGCUUACUACAACCCAUGGAGCUCCAUUACGUCCCUUGGCAGUCAGUCGCGAUGGACUUCAUCACGGACCUACCCCUCUCCAACGGCUGCGACUCCAUCUGGAUGGCUCACUUUAUCCCCCUCAAGGUCAACAGAAAGAAAACAGAGGACCUCAUCAGGAUUUUUGCCCGCUCUUAUUGGCGACUACACGGAGUACCCUUGGACAUUAUUUCCGACCGCGCCCGUCAGAGGAUGAAGGAGUGGGCCGAUAAGAAACGAACGGAGGCACCGGUCUAUGAGGUGGGACAGUUGGUUAUGUUGAACGGUAAGCACAUCAAGACCAAAAGACCCUCGAAGAAGCUUGACAGGAAACUCCACGGCCCCUUCAAGAUAUUUCAGGUGAUUUCCCCUACCGCUGUCCGCCUUACCUUACCCAAAUCCUGGCGUAUCCAUGAUUCCUUCCACGUCUCUCUCCUGGAACCCUAUCGCGCUGGCAAUCAGGUAGCCCCUGACCCUGACCAGGUCCUGCGAGAGGCAGCCCCAGCAGAGUCAGAAGACUAUGAGGUUGAGAAAAUAUUGGACUCCAAAGAUAUCAAAGGGAAGGUUAAGUAUCGAGUCAAGUGGGAAGGUUGGAACAGAGCCAAUGAUCUAACAUGGGAACCAUGGGAGCACUUCCACACUGAUGGAGUCAAAGCCCAGGUCAUCGCCUUCCAUGCGCGGCACCCAGAGAAGCCUCGAGACCCCAACGUCUCAACGAAUUGA